GGGGCAUUUCUUUUACACAUUUUUAUAAUCUAACAAACUUUUUUUUUUAAACGAAAAGGUUCUGCAGAUGUUUUAUUCAGGCAAAACAUUUUCUUCUUUAGCAUUGUGAAGCAUCUUUCUUUUUAAGAGUGAUGCAACAUGCAACAGUAGCUUCUUGAUUUCUGUUUUUUGCCAUUUCAUGCUGAUUGGGCUCAUGUGAAAUCUCACUGAUAUUGCUUCACAUGCUGUAUAUUAAACAACAACAACAAAAAACAUAGUUAACACUGGUUACUGUAGUAAAACCAUGGUUACCACAAAACCAUGGUAAUCAAAUACAAUAGUUAAGCAUGGUUAUGGUUACUAUAGUCCCUGCUGAAAAAACAAUAAAACUGUAAAUGACCACUAAUUCCCCCAUCAAUGAAGUGAGCUGACAUCUUUACCUCCAGCUGUAGAGGGCGAUGUUGUCAAGGAACUGUACAAAAAGGCUUUCACCAAAAAGGACCUUAUUGCUAAACUUUGAGCAAAAUGCUGCUAAAGAGCUAUUUAUUUAUUUUUGCUUUAGUUAAAUAUUGAUUUUGUUGAAUGCUUAAAGUGUACUUUUUUGUGAUUGGUUUUGUUUUAGUGCUUAUGUUUUUACCACAUACUUUUAUUUUGAAAUAUGAGAGGAAGUGCGGAGGCGCUGUGUGUGUAUUUUCGCGCACUUUCUAAGGGAAGCGUCAGUCUGAUUAACGCUACCGGAGACGUAAGGUGAUCGUUUUGUACAUGCUGUUAAAAAAGGUUUAUUUCUCCAACUAAGCUCCUGGCUGACAAAGGGCACAAGCUCUUACGGUGUUUGUCCUAGAAAUUAAAUCUUUCAUAAACAUCAGUUGAGAGUCAGUUGUCAUCUGUUCAGCCGGGGAUGCUACAGUAAGAGCUUUACCCAGAAGAGCAACAGCUUCACGCCAUCAGUUCUACCACACAUCUGAAAGCUGUCUAAUGACAACCAAAGGAAUUGAUUUGUCUGUGGCACUCCUUUAAAGAAAAUGGAUGCAUCUGAAACUAAAGACCCAGAACAGCAAGUGGAGGCCGCUCCUGAUGGAACAGAAGAGGAGGAGCUUCGCCGUUCUGGUCGACAACGGAACCCUACGGAGAAGAUGCGUGCAUAUAUAAAGGAGGAAGCCCUGAAAAAGGAGAAAAAAUUGCUUCAGCUGUACGAACAAUGGAAAGAGUUGGCUCGCGACACAAGGAAGGAGUUAAAAACAGACGUCAGUGAGAGCCAACUGGUAGCACUUAUUAAUAUACUUGAGAAGGGAAGGGAUGAUGUCAUGCAAGUUUACCUGGAAAUCCGAGAUCACAUUGCUCCAUCCAGUGACACUAGACGCAGAAUUGAUACUUGUGAAGCUGUGACAAAAGAUAUUUCAAAGAUCAUUUUUGACAGAAUGGCAUGCCUUGAGGACUUUGAACAAGAAAAUGUAAAACACAGCCUUCGUGAGUUACUCCAUCAUGAUCAUGCUCGCUCUGUCUACGGAUCCACAGUCUCAUGCCCCACAUCAUCAAGGUCUACGGUUAUGUCAAUUGCAGCGAAGCGGGCAGAUGCAGCAGCUGAAUUAGCAGCCAAAGAAGCAGAAUACUCAAUAAUUCAAGAGAUCGAAGCACGGAAGUGUGAACUGGAAAAACUAAAAGUAGAGAAGGAUCUAAAAGCGGCUAGAGCCAGACUGCAAGCAUAUGAUCAAGAAAUGUCACAGGAAGUCAGCAUUCAUUCUUCAAACUCAAAUGCAGGAGAACACCAGGAUGUAAGCUUAAUGGCGCAGCGGCAGGUGGUUCCAUUUCCCGUUCAAUGUCCUACCAACAUUACAACAUCAGGUCCUACUGACAUCACCGCUAAAUCCUCACCUCCAAAAUCUGACAUAGCUUAUCUCGCUCAAGCUGUACAAGAUAGCAUAGCCCUAAACAGGCUGCCUACAACAGAACCAUCCAUAUUCACUGGUGAUCCUAUCCAAUUCAUUGAGUGGAAGGCUGCAUUUGUGUCGCUCAUUCAUGGAAAGGCCAUAUCUUCUGCUGACAAGCUGCACUAUUUAAAAAGGUAUGUUGGUGGGCCAGCCCGCAAAUCUCUUGAUGGCAUCUUCUACAGGAAUGAUGAUGAGGCUUAUAAUGACGCAUGGAACAAGCUGAAUCAACGGUAUGGACAGCCAUUUGUCAUACAGAAGGCAUUCAGGGAAAAACUAUCCAAAUGGCCUAAGAUUCAGUCUAAGGAUGCUGAAGGGUUCAGAGAAUUCUCAGACUUCUUGAACGCAUGUCAUCAAGCUAUGCCUCACGUCAAAGGGCUCGAAAUACUGAAUGACUGUGAUGAAAACCAAAAACUCGUACACAAAUUACCAGAUUGGGCAGCAGCACGGUGGAACCGUCAGGUCACGCAGACACUGAUUGAGACUCAUGACUUUCCAAAGUUUAUAGAUUUUGUCACCUUCAUGUCAAUGGAAGCAGAGAUUACAUGUAAUCCAGUCACCUCCUUCAGCGCUCUUCGUGCCUCUGACCACAUUUCAGAAAAAUGGAAUCAUAAGGACAGUAAAAGGAACAAGGCUAACGUCUUUCACAUUCGAACAGCUACAGAAGAUAAACAGAAUGAUGAAAAUGAACAAAGCCCUGCUAAAGGAAAUUAUAUCACGUGUCUCUUCUGCAAAGACAGAAAGCAUAAGAUUCACAGCUGUUCUAAAUUUUUGGCAAAAUCCCUGGAAGAGAAACGGAAAUAUGUGAAGGAGAACAAACUCUGCUACGGAUGCAUGAAACCGGGCCACGCUGCAAAAGACUGCCGUCACCGUUUGUCCUGUGACAGCUGCAAAGGUAGACAUCCAACAUGUCUACAUGAUGAAAACUACACAAAGAAAUUCAUCCCUGCACCAGUCUCAAACCAAGGUGACACAGAGACAACUACUGCUACAUCUCACAAAGUAGAGAAUCAUGAAACUUCCACCAAUACUUCAAUGAUCGUGCCAGUGUGGGUAUCAACUGAGAGGAAUCCAGGCUCUGAAAAACUUGUUUAUGCUCUGCUUGACACCCAGAGUGAUACUGUGUUUAUCGAACGAGAAUUGAGCAACAAGCUACAUGCUGACUCCUGUCCUGUGAGACUGAAAUUAACAACUAUGACUGCAAAGGAUGUUAUCAUGCCGAGUGAAAGAGUGUCGGGACUCAAAGUAAGAGGCUACAAUUCCUCUGUUGUUCUCAGUCUGCCUCCUGCCUACACUAAGGACUCUAUUCCAGUGAGCCGUACUCACAUCCCUACUUGUGACACAGCACGACAUUGGAAGCAUCUCUCUACAAUAGUGGACAAAAUUCCACCUCUGCAAGAUUGUGAGGUUGGCCUUCUCAUAGGCUACAGCUGUCCAAGGGCUUUGGCACCAAAAGAGGUAAUUUUGGGAGGAGACGAUGAACCCUAUGCAAUUCAUACAGACCUAGGAUGGAGCGUUGUUGGUCGUCUGUCAUCAGACCAUGAAUUGCAAAGUUGCAAUACCAUUUGUCAUCGAGUCAGCAUUAAAGAGCUCCCCCCAGUGACUCCAGCAGAUGUUAUUAAAGUAUUGGAGUCUGACUUCAAAGAUGAUGGUGAAGACAAUAAAACAGUUUCACAGGAUGACAUCCUCUUCUUGACCAAACUGCAGCAAGGCAUCAGGAAGAAUGACUACGGACAUUACGAGAUGCCUCUCCCUUUCAGAGCAAGACCUCAUUUGCCUAACAAUAAACAGCUUGCCAUUCUAAGGCUCGAUCAUCUCAAAAGGAAACUGUUGAAAGAUGAAAGGUACAAGGAACACUACGUAAGGUUUAUGGAAGAGGUAAUUGAAAAGGGUGAUGCAGAAGAAGUAUAUAGGGAAGGAAAGGAUGGAGAGAACUGGUACAUCCCUCAUCACGGGGUGUACCAUCCCAAAAAGCCAGACAAGCUCCGUGUUGUCUUCGACUGCUCCGCCAAGUACCAGGGUACCAGCCUUAACAACCAUUUACUCCAAGGUCCAGAUUUAAUGAAUAAUCUGACUGGUGUUCUUGUAAGGUUCAGACAACAUCCCGUCGCCCUUAUGUGCGAUGUGGAAAAGAUGUUUCACCAGUUUCAUGUGGAAGAAGCAGAUCGAAAUUACCUCUGUUUUCUCUGGUGGAAAAAUGGAAACUUGUCUUCACACCCACAAGAAUACCGCAUGAAGGUCCAUCUCUUCGGUGCUACUUCAUCACCUGGAUGCGCCAACUAUGGCCUAAAACAUCUCGCUAAGGAAUAUGAGUCCAUGUAUCCUCUUGGCUCAAAAUUCAUCACAACAGACUUCUAUGUAGAUGAUGGUGUCACCAGUGUAGCCAGUACAGAAGAAGCUGUUCAGGUAGCAAGAGAAGCUCGUCAACUGUGCGCCUUAGGUGGUCUUAGACUGCACAAAUUUAUUUCCAAUGACAGAGUUGUUCUGGAUAGCAUUCCAGUUUCUGAACGAGCUGUUGAAGUAAAGUCAUUUGACCUCAACUUUGACGACACACCCCUAGAGAGAGCUUUAGGGAUCCACUGGCACAUUGAUUCUGACAGAUUUAGAUUCUCUGUUAACCUCAAAGACCAGCCAGCAACACGCCGUGGCAUACUAUCCACAGUUGCAUCACUGUACGAUCCGCUGGGCUUUAUUGCUCCUUUCCUGCUCAAUGGAAAAUUAGUGCUUCAGGAAAUGUGCAGAAAUGGAACAGGCUGGGAUGAUCCCCUUCCUGAAGAAUUGCAGCCAAGGUGGGAGCUUUGGAAAGCUGAUCUUGUGAACUUGGAGCGGAUCGAUAUACCUCGCUGCUAUGCGCCUGCAAACUUUGGAAAGGUCAUCAAAAGAGAACUGCAUCACUUCUCUGAUGCCAGUAACAGCGGAUAUGGCCAGUGUUCCUAUUUAAGAUUAACAAGUGAAGAAGGAAACAUCCAUUGUGCCCUGGUCAUAGGGAAAUCCAGAGUUGCUCCCAUUAAGAUCCAGACUAUUCCCAGGCUCGAACUGACGGCUGCCGUCAUCUCAGUUGCCAUGAGCAAAAUGCUGAAACAGGAGCUGAAAUAUGCAGACAUAGAAGAACAUUUCUGGACCGAUUCUCAAGUAGUCUUGGGAUACAUAAACAACGAAGCACGGCGCUUUCACACGUUCGUGGCAAACAGAGUCCAGAAGAUCCAUCUCAGCACUAAUCCUCAACAGUGGAGAUAUGUUCCCACUACUGAAAACCCAGCUGACCAUGCGUCAAGAGGUUUGAACGCUGGUGAGAUUCUUACCUCGAACUGGUUGACAGGGCCAAGUUUCUUAUGGAAGAAAGACAUACCGCCUGUUGCAGAUAUUGACAUUGCACUAGCAAUUGGAGAUCCUGAAGUGAGACAAGUUCAGACACUGAGUACAGAAACAACAGAAAUCAGCCUCUCAGACCGCUUGUUAAAGCUGUCUUCAUGGUCUAGAGCUGUCCAAGCUGUAGCUCGCCUUGUUCGCCGAGCCAAAGGAGAUAAGUCCAACAGUCAUAGUACUGUAGCUGAACGAGAAAAUGCCAAAUGCAUCAUCAUUAAGGACUUACAAAGAAACACAUAUCCUAAGGAUAUCAAGUUGUUGAGCAAGGGAGCCCAGCUGUCACCUGGCAGCAAGUUAUAUCGUCUUGAUGCCUUCCUAGAUCAAGGAGGAGUACUCAAGGUGGGAGGAAGGCUUUGCGAUGCAACCCUACCCAACUCAGUCAAACACCCAGCAGUCAUACCUAAAGAUCACCACGUAACAAAGAUGAUUAUCUCUCAAUGUCAUGUGAAUGUCAAACACCAAGGAAAGGGCCUUACAGUUAAUGAGAUCAGAUCACAAGGCUACUGGAUUCCAGGUAUGAACAGAGCAGUAGCCUCCCAUGUGCAUCAUUGUGUAACAUGUCGGAAGCUCAGGAGACCCACAGAGGAACAAAGAAUGGCUGACCUCCCUUCAGAGCGUACAAAUCCAUCUCCACCAUUCACGUACUGUGGUAUGGACUGCUUUGGUCCUUUUAUCACCAAACAGAGUCGGAAAGAACAUAAAAGGUAUGGCCUUCUCUUCACAUGUUUCAGCUCCAGAGCUAUUCAUAUUGAAAUGCUUAAUGACAUGUCAACAGAUGCCUUUAUCAAUGGCCUGCGCUGUUUCAUUGCAUUACGGGGAGCAGUACGUGAAAUCAAAUGUGACCAAGGCACCAACUUUGUAGGAGCCAAGAAUGAGCUUAAGAAUGCUCUCAAGGAGAUUGACGAGGAUCGUCUGACAGUGUUCUUAGCUGAGAAACAGUGCGACUUUGUCCUAAAUGCGCCCCAUUCAAGCCAUGCAGGUGGAAUAUGGGAAAGACAAAUCAGAACAGUAAGAAAUGUUCUACGCUCAACUCUCUCACUUUCUUCUGACAGACUGGACGAUGCAUCACUCCGGACAUUCUUUUAUGAAGCAAUGGCAAUCGUAAACAGUAGACCACUCUCGGUCGACAACCUAAAUGACCCCAACAGCCUUGCACCUCUCACUCCUAAUAACCUGCUUACCAUGAAGUCUAUUCCAGCACUACCACCACCAGGCAGAUUCCUCAGAGAAGACAUCUAUGCAAGGAAAAGGUGGCGACAUGUCCAGUAUCUCGCCGAGCAGUUUUGGAGUCGUUGGCGUAAGGAGUAUUUAUCCAACAUUGCCACCAGACAGCGCUGGCACACAGCAAAGAGAAACCUACAAGUAGGAGAUAUUGUCAUGGAGAAGGCUGACAAUCUGCCCAGGAAUGAGUGGCGGCUGGCCAGAGUUACAGAGACUACUACAGAUAAAGACGGGCUUGUGAGAAGGGUUAAGAUAUGUCUUGGUGACCGGCAUCUGGAAAAGGAUGGUCGUCGCCUUAAUAAGCUGUCUGUCAUUGAAAGGCCAGUCCAGAAGCUGAUACUGUUGCUAGAGGCCGUCUAGCCGCUUCCAGAUACAACCACGUGUAUCCUUUUCAUUAUAUUGGGUUUUCAGUUAAAGGUUACUUUUUUACUUUAAGUCUUUAAAAAUCAUUGGUCAUUUAUAUUCCUUAAUUACAUAUAAAUCACUCAUGAUUUGGUGGGAGUGUAAAUGACCACUAAUUCCCCCAUCAAUGAAGUGAGCUGACAUCUUUACCUCCAGCUGUAGAGGGCGAUGUUGUCAAGGAACUGUACAAAAAGGCUUUCACCAAAAAGGACCUUAUUGCUAAACUUUGAGCAAAAUGCUGCUAAAGAGCUAUUUAUUUAUUUUUGCUUUAGUUAAAUAUUGAUUUUGUUGAAUGCUUAAAGUGUACUUUUUUGUGAUUGGUUUUGUUUUAGUGCUUAUGUUUUUACCACAUACUUUUAUUUUGAAAUAUGAGAGGAAGUGCGGAGGCGCUGUGUGUGUAUUUUCGCGCACUUUCUAAGGGAAGCGUCAGUCUGAUUAACGCUACCGGAGACGUAAGGUGAUCGUUUUGUACAUGCUGUUAAAAAAGGUUUAUUUCUCCAACUAAGCUCCUGGCUGACAAAGGGCACAAGGUACUGUUGUGAUUUUGUACUGUUUGGUGAACUUUGAGACUUUCAUAUGUUUAUUUUACUUUGCUUAAUCUUUUAAUUAAUCUCAUCUGAAGCUGUUCGUGAAUGUUAGACGGGUCAAUUGCGUAUAUUUGCUAAUGUUGCUGAUAUCGUCUUAUUUCUGUUUAUUGCAUCCUAAAUAGUUUAAUAUGAAACUGUCUUUAUUUGGUAAUAUAUGUUUUUCUCUAAAUUGAGUCAUUUGUACUAAAAGGCUGUUAACUCCAGUCCAGUGUUAAUUAAGCUAACAUUGCACUUUAAAAUUAGAUUCUUGUAAUCCAUUAAAUGGUUUAGUCUUUAAGGUAGCACUUUAAUUGAAGUUUAUCAAUCAUCUAAAACCUUUUAGUAGUCUUUAUUUGCACUAAAUAUUGUUACUGCCAAGUGUAAAUAAUUUAUAUUAUUAAGGAUUACAGUACGGUAAGGGAUUGAUACUAAAUGAGCCUGUAGACUAAAAUGUGAUUUAUUGUCAGACUAUAUAUGGUCUAAGACAGUGUAAAUGUGUAUUAUGUGUUUAUGGACAUUAAUGUUUAACUUGUGGGCAAAUGACUAAUUAAUUAUCUGUUUGUUUGUUUUUAUUCAGCUCUUACGGUGUUUGUCCUAGAAAUUAAAUCUUUCAUAAACAUCAGUUGAGAGUCAGUUGUCAUCUGUUCAGCCGGGGAUG
Molecule: messenger RNA, 8117 nt
Organism: Paramisgurnus dabryanus
Lineage: Eukaryota; Metazoa; Chordata; Actinopteri; Cypriniformes; Cobitidae
Biological process (GO): DNA integration
Molecular function (GO): zinc ion binding; nucleic acid binding
Source: RefSeq, a predicted model, not a curated record